Athalia rosae (coleseed sawfly) is the source of this 1413-nucleotide messenger RNA. RefSeq names its product tubulin monoglutamylase TTLL4-like. The coding region runs from base 1 to 1413 and encodes 470 amino acids. Gene Ontology annotation, biological process: protein polyglutamylation; microtubule cytoskeleton organization. Gene Ontology annotation, cellular component: cilium. The transcript has a single exon. The record is from RefSeq and is a predicted model, not a curated record. Gene Ontology annotation, molecular function: tubulin binding; tubulin-glutamic acid ligase activity. Lineage: Eukaryota; Metazoa; Arthropoda; Insecta; Hymenoptera; Athaliidae.
AUGAUCGGACGAACCGUGGCCAAGUCCGGGUUCACCGUUCGUAGAAAUUCGGAGAAUUGGAGUGGCGCCUGGGGCCCUCCGAUGUCCAACGUCAAGGUCAAGACGCUCAAACUCUUCCAGAAGGUAAAUCAUUUCCCGGGCGCUCUACAACUUAGCCGAAAGGACUGUCUUUGGAGGAACAUGAAAAAAAUGAUAGAUCAGUUCGGCAGAUCGGAAUUCAAUUUCACUCCGGCCACCUUCGUGCUACCGGAGGACUCGAGGAGGCUACGAAAAAUAUUCGAAACUCACGGUGGCGUCUGGAUCGCCAAGCCACCGGCGGGUAGUAGCGGUAACGGAAUUCACGUUGUCUCAAAGUGGUGCGAAAUACCCAAACGAUGCCCGUUGGUCGUCCAACGGUACAUCAGCCGACCCAGGCUGAUCCAAGGCGUUAAAUUCGACAUGCGAUUGUACGCGCUGAUCACCAGCGUCCACCCCCUGCUCGUCUACGUCUACUCGGAGGGUUUGGUGCGCUUCGCGACAUCCAAGUACAUUCGCGAUGUCGAGCAUUUGUACGACAGGUACAUGCACCUCACCAAUACCUCGGUGAACAAAACGAGCCCGAGAUUUAGGCCGAACGACAGCCUGGAUAAGCGCAAGGGUAACAUGUGGUCACUUAAUAGCCUCUGGUCGUACUUGGCUAGCAGACAACAAGCGGACAUCCCCAAACUCUGGGAAAGGGUUAAGGAUAUCGUUAUAAAAACGAUCAUCUCCGCCGAGGCUAAAAUAGUGGAAACGUCGGACUCCACGCUACCCUCCAAGUACAACGCUUACCAAUUACUGGGUUUCGAUAUAAUUCUCGACGACGAUCUGAAUCCUUGGCUAUUGGAGGUCAAUAACCAGCCGUCCAUGGACCCGGACACCCCGCUCUGUUCGAUCGUGAAAGGCCAAUUGGCCAAGGAUUUUCUGAACAUCGUCGGUUUUCAAAUUCCCGACACAAUACCGGCGGAAGACGCCCGCUACCUGAUGGAAAAAUACAAACAGUCUCCGUUGUGCUUGGACAAUCGAUUGCACGAAAUCACACUGACGGAAACUGAAAAAGGGAAGCAAGAUCGUUUCGUGAACGGUAAAAAUCGGGCUGAUUACCUUCGAAAUAUUCUCGACACCCUGACCCCUGACGACGUGAGGCAUUUGAUUCGCUACGAAGACGAGGCGACGCAACUCGGAGGUUUCGAGAAAAUAUUCCCCACGAGAACCACUUACGAUUAUCACAAGUUCUUCGAUAAACCGAGGUACUACAACAGGCUCUUGGACGCAUGGGAGGAAAUGUACGCUUCGGAUAAAACUCGGGGCAUAUUGCGGCUGCAAAAACUUUGCGAGAAGAAAUAUCACUUGCCCGGGUCUUUCGCCGCGCUCGACACUCCACGGGAUAUUUGA